Molecule: messenger RNA, 3021 nt
Organism: Leptonychotes weddellii (Weddell seal)
Lineage: Eukaryota; Metazoa; Chordata; Mammalia; Carnivora; Phocidae
Source: RefSeq, a predicted model, not a curated record
UGCACCGCCCCGGCCGCUGCUGAUUGGCUGCAGGGCUUGCGGGUGGCGGUUGGCUGCUCCUCGCACCUCCCCCUCGUGCCGCUACCGCCGCCACUGAGAGGAGCCACUGGCGACGCCAGAGCCGGGAAUCCGGGUGGACAAAAGAUGAAGCCAAUGAAGAAGGCAUGUGUCGGCCUCCCGGGUUCUGGCAGUGGUGGCAAGUCCCCACCGGCCACUCGGGCCAAGGCCCUGAGACGGCGAGGGGCUGGGGAGGGCGACAAGCCGGAGGAGGAAGACGAAAUGGUGCAGCAGCAGCCGCCGCCGCCUCCGGGGCCAGAAGAGGCUGAGGAGGGUGAGGAGGAGGAGUCCGAGCGGGGCCCUGGGGCUGAGGGGCUGCUCCCGGAGCUGCCCCCUGACGACCCGGCGGCCCCAGGCCCCGCUGAGGACCCCAAGGUGGAGGGGGAGGCGAGCCGCUGGGAGCCGUCACUCAGCCGUAAGACGGCCACGUUCAAGUCUCGAGCGCCCAAGAAGAAGUAUGUGGAGGAGCAUGGAGCUGGCAGCGGUAGCAGUGGGCCAGCCGGGGCCCCUGAAGAGCGGGCACGGACCCCUGAGGAGGCCAGCGCCCUGGGUGUCCCUCCACGGCCACCCACCUCCACCCGUUCCUCUUCCACCGACACGGCCAGCGAGCACUCAGCCGACCUGGAGGAUGAGGCAGCCGAGGCUUGUGGGCCCGGCCCCUGGCCCCCAAGUGGCACCAGCGGCGGCUAUGACCUGCGGCAGCUGAGGUCCCAGCGGGUGCUGGCUCGGCGUGGAGACGGCCUCUUCCUGCCGGCCGUGGUGCGCCAGGUGCGCCGAAGCCAGGAUCUGGGGGUGCAGUUCCCCGGGGACCGGGCCCUGACGUUCUACGAGGGGGCCCCCGGCGGCGGUGUCGAUGUGGUUUUGGACGCCACGCCGCCGCCGGGGGCCCUGGCGGUGGGCACAGCUGUCUGUACCUGCGUGGAGCCCGGCGUGGCUGCCUACCGUGAGGGUGUGGUGGUGGAGGUGGCCACCAAGCCCGCUGCCUACAAGGUCCGCCUGAGCCCCGGCCCCACCUCCCAGCCGGGCCCGCCGGCCACCCCACCGCAGCCCCCGCAGCUGCCACACCGUGAGCCUGAGGAGGCCGUGUGGGUGGCCCGCUCCAGCUUGCGCCUGCUGCGGCCCCCGUGGGAACCCGAGGCCCUGCCAAGGAAGCCCCCUGGGGGCCCCGAGGAGGAGCAGGCUGAGCCGGGGGGCGCCCUGCCCCCCUGCCCUGCCGCCCUGGACCCCAAGCAGCCUGAGGAUGCGGAGGUGUCGAAGAUCAGCUUUGGUGGCAACCUGGGGACUUGCGAGGAGGGCGAGGAGAAGCACCCGCCGGCCCUGGGCACCCCGGCCCUGCUCCCACUGCCCCCGCCCCAGCUCCUGUCGCCCCCGCCCAAGUCCCCAGCUUUCGCAGGCCCCGGCCGCCCUGGCGAGCAGCCGUCGCCCUGCCAGGAGGGGAGCCAGGGCGGGAGCCGGAGCAGCAGCGUGGCCUCUCUGGAGAAGGGGGCUGCGCCCGCCCGGGCCCGCACGCCGCUGACAGCCGCCCAGCAGAAGUAUAAGAAGGGGGAUGUGGUCUGCACGCCCAAUGGAAUCCGCAAGAAAUUCAAUGGCAAGCAGUGGCGCCGGCUGUGCUCCCGAGACGGCUGCAUGAAGGAGUCGCAGCGGCGGGGCUACUGCUCGCGCCACCUGUCCAUGCGAACCAAGGAGAUGGAGGGUCUGGCGGACAGUGGCCCCGGUGGGGCCGGGCGGCCGGCAGGCGUGGCGGCACGUGAGGGCAGCACCGAGUUUGACUGGGGUGACGAAACCUCGCGGGACAGUGAGGCCAGCAGCGUGGCGGCCCGCGGGGACUCGCGCCCACGCCUGGUGGCUCCUGCUGACCUGUCGCGCUUUGAGUUCGACGAGUGUGAGGCGGCCGUGAUGCUGGUGUCGUUGGGCAGCUCUCGCUCUGGCACGCCCUCCUUCUCUCCCGUGUCCACGCAGUCGCCCUUCUCACCGGCCCCCUCGCCCUCCCCCUCGCCGCUCUUUGGCUUCCGCCCCGCCAACUUCAGCCCCAUCAACGCCUCACCAGUCAUCCAGCGCACUGCCGUUCGCAGCCGCCACCUGAGCGCCAGCACCCCAAAGGGGGGCGUGCUGACACCACCGGACCUGGGCCCCCACCCACCGCCGCCUGCCCCCAGAGAGCGCCACUCUUCUGGCAUCCUACCCACCUUCCAGACCAACCUGACCUUCACCGUGCCCAUCAGCCCCGGGCGGAGGAAGACAGAGCUGCUGCCCCACCCGGGGGCUUUGGGGGCGCCUGGUGCGGGGGGCGGGGGAGCCACCCCGGACUUCCCCAAGAGCGACAGCCUAGACUCCGGCGUGGACUCGGUGUCCCACACGCCUACACCCUCCACACCGGCUGGCUUCCGGGCCGUGUCACCCGCCGUGCCCUUCUCCCGAUCCCGCCAGCCCUCGCCGUUGCUGCUCUUGCCCCCGCCUGCUGGCCUGACCUCGGACCCUGGGCCCUCUGUGCGCCGGGUUCCUGCUGUGCAGCGGGACUCACCCGUCAUUGUUCGCAACCCCGACGUGCCGCUGCCCUCCAAAUUCCCUGGGGAGGUGAGCACUGCAGGCGAGGCACGGGCAGCAGGACCUGGGCGGGGCUGCCGAGAGACCCCGGUGCCCCCUGGGGUGGCCAGUGGGAAGCCUGGCCUGCCCCCACCUCUGCCAGCCCCCGUGCCCAUCACCGUGCCUCCAGCCGCGCCGACUGCCGUGGCCCAGCCGAUGCCCACCUUCGGCCUGGCUUCUUCACCCUUCCAGCCGGUGGCCUUCCACCCCUCACCUGCUGCCCUAUUGCCCGUCCUGGUGCCCAGCAGCUACACCAGCCAUCCUGCCCCCAAAAAGGAAGUCAUCAUGGGCCGACCUGGGACAGGUAAGAGAUGGUGGAAUGGCUGGGUGAGGGCUCAUUUGGGACGGGGCCGCUUGCAAACUGGCUCUCGAGAGAGGUGA